This is a messenger RNA of Zea mays, 1984 nucleotides long. RefSeq names its product alpha/beta-Hydrolases superfamily protein. Lineage: Eukaryota; Viridiplantae; Streptophyta; Magnoliopsida; Poales; Poaceae. The record is from RefSeq and is marked predicted. The transcript has 7 exons. Bases 361 to 1545 code for a protein of 394 amino acids.
CGGCCACUGACCUUCGUUGCGUGCCGCUCGAGAACCCGGUUCGAGAAUCGACGGCGCGCGGCUGCAUGAGAGGGUGAUAUAAAAUCGAUAAAAAGGACGAGCAGCACGACUCUCAUUUUUUUGGGGGAGGGUUGCGGUGGAAGAGGAUUGCGCUGGAGAGAACCCAAUUUUAGGGCGGUGCCGGCGCGACCGUUCCGGGAUCGGGAGCUUUAUCUGGGGGGCGCGAGGGAUCACGGCCGCGGCGACGACCGACCGACCGGCCGGCCAACCCAACCCCACCACCACCAGUCCCCGCGGCCCGCGUCGAGGAAGAAGAAGGGAUAGGAGACGGAGACGGAGACGGAGCCGGUGGUCGCAAGGAUGGCCGGGGGCAUGCAGGCGGCGGACGCGGCGGGCCGGCUGAGCGCGCUGCUCUCGCUGCUCGCGCUGCGCCGGCUCCUCGCCGUGCUCCAGCCGCUGGCCCUGCUCCUGCUCCUGCCCUUCCGGUGGCGCGCGCGGCCGGCCGGGGCCGUGGCCGCGGCCGUGGCGUCCGAUGCCGCCACGGCCUCCGCGCCGGGGGCCAGCGGGAGGAAGGGGAAGGCGUCGUCGUCGUCGUCGGUGGUUCUGCGGGUGCCGGCCGGGUCCCCCAUGGUCGCCGCGCGGAGGCAGGCGUCCGCGCGCAGGGAGAUCGCCGUGCGCCGGGCGCGGGAGGCCGGGCGGGAGUACGAGCUCGUCCCCACCGCUCGCGGCGAGACGCUCUUCACGCAGUGCUGGUGGCCGCACCCGCCCUCCACCGUUAAACCGAGGGCGCUAGUUGUUGUCAUGCACGGGCUAAACGAGCACAGUGGGAGGUAUGACCAUUUAGCGAGGCGAUUGAAUGGCAUCGGCAUCAAGGUGUACGGGAUGGACUGGACUGGUCAUGGUGGAAGUGAUGGUCUCCAUGGAUAUGUGCAAUCUCUUGAUCAUGCUGUCAGUGAUUUGAAAAUGUACCUCAAGAAAGUGUUAGCUGAGAACCCUGGUCUUCCAUGCUUCUGCUUCGGUCACUCGACUGGUGGAGGUAUCAUUCUGAAGGCUGCACUUGAUCCAGAGGUAGAAACUCUCCUUAGAGGUAUUGUCUUGACAUCACCAGCUGUCCGUGUUCAGCCUACACACCCAAUCAUAGCGGUCAUGGCACCGAUUUUUGCCCUCAUCGCGCCGAGGUAUCAGUUCACGGCGUCCCACAGGAACGGCCCGCCGGUGUCGCGCGACCCCGAGGCCCUGCGGGCCAAAUACACGGACCCGCUCGUGUUCACGGGCGCCAUCCGCGUGAGGACGGGCUACGAGAUCCUCCGCCUGACGUCGUACCUGCAGCAGCACCUGCACCGGAUCGCGGUGCCGCUGCUGGUGCUGCACGGCGCCGACGACCUGGUGACCGACCCCAGGGGCUCGCGGGCGCUGUACGAGCGGGCCUCGUCCGCGGACAAGUCCCUCAAGCUUUACGACGGGCUGCUGCACGACCUCCUGAUCGAGCCCGAGAAGGACAGGGUGAUGGACGACAUCGUCGCGUGGCUGAGCCCCAGGGUCUGACGCCGCCGGCGCGUUGCGGUGCUGGCCGUAGGACGCGAGCGGCUUUUCGAUCAUCUGCAGGCCAAGGACGCCUCGCCUCCGGAUGGUGGGUGAUGACGCGGUCUGGUCUGGUAGGCUGCGGACCGAGGGAGAGCGGGUGUGCCUUCUCGCCCCCUUGGUGUGCUGAACUGCUGAGUGCUGAUACGAUACGAGGAGCAGGACAGGAGUACGGAGAACUACUACUACCUACGGCUAUGGGCGAUGGCUUUACUCGCGCCUCCCGGUGUGUCCCGAGAUUUUUUUUCGGGGACACGUACGAAUUAUGUAACGGAGUUCGUUUCGCCGUGCCACACGCACGAGCGGUGUCCGAUACACCUAUAGAAAACGACUUUCCAUAUUGCGAGUUGUGUGAUGUAUUCACACAAUUCUGAAUCAGAGUUGCAACUUGCAACGGAUUCUU